ACCUUAUUCUCUUCACUUCUUAUAAAAGGAGCAUAUAUUUCUUCCUCUUAGAACAUACCAACACUUCCUUGGAGUCUUAUUCUAUACACACUCUUCCGAUUUUUUGAUACCCUUUGCUGAUCUUAAGCACUAGUACUAGUUCAAUUAAAUUUCCACUGCUGUUGAAACCUUAGACCAUUCUCUAUAGUGAUUCUCAAAUCACAACUUCCUUGUUAUUUCCUUCAAGAAAAUGGCAUCAAGUUCAAUGUCAUCAUCUGGCUCAUGGAGUUCUAAGGACAAUAAAGCCUUUGAAAGGGCUCUAGCUGUUUAUGACAAGGACACCCCUGACCGGUGGUACAAUGUUGCUCGCGCCGUCGGUGGGAAAACUCCGGAGGAAGUUAAGAGGCACUAUGAGCUCCUCGUCCGGGAUGUUAAGCACAUUGAAUCAGGGCAAGUGCCAUUCCCAAACUACACCAAUGUCUCUUCUAAUAGCUCUGCUACAGUGCUCUAUACAGUUUAUCAUGUAUUUCACUCAUGUGGUUGUGCUAUUGUCUCUUCUAAACAGCUAAUGACUACAAAAGUACUAAGCAAGGACAGAAUGGUGUGGCCAACAUAA
Messenger RNA from Gastrolobium bilobum, 595 nucleotides. Its product is annotated as protein RADIALIS-like 3. Bases 230 to 595 code for a protein of 121 amino acids. The record is from RefSeq and is a predicted model, not a curated record. Gene Ontology annotation, molecular function: DNA-binding transcription factor activity. Lineage: Eukaryota; Viridiplantae; Streptophyta; Magnoliopsida; Fabales; Fabaceae. The transcript has 2 exons.